AUGAUCCGUAUCAUCACACACUACGCACAGAUGCUCUCAUUACCAAACGCUAAACGACGCGCACCUGAGCAGUGGGUACCAUCUGUGGAGCAAACGAGGAGUGAUGAGGAUGUAUCCCCACUGAAACAGGGCGUUGAUCUAAAGUGGUUUGUAUAUGAGAUGCUCAACCUAGUAGGGUGUCUUGAGGACGAUGCCAGACACGCUUGUAUGCACUUGACCUCGGCCCUGUGCCCUCACAUAUUGGGCACAAAUGCGCCUGCACUCGGUUCCAAAUAUCUGGACCAAAAGGCACCUGUUACCGGUGCACGGGAGGCGCUGCGGGUGUUUCUGAGAGAGCGAUGUAGUGCUAACGGUGGUAAUGAAUGGUUGGUGGCUGUGUUCGAACGAGGACUAAGAGCUUUGGAUAGCUCUAUUGACGUGGAGGUGGAUCAUAGUCUAUCGCUUAGCAACGCACUUCUCGCGGCACUUGAUUGCUACCACUGGGUGCUGAGUCUUGAUGCCAUGGACCCCGAAGCGCUACUAGAAACAGAUUUUGGAUCUCAGUUGGUGCCGUGGUUAAACAAGUACUUCGACUCAGUGGGAAAGCAG
Sphaeroforma arctica JP610 is the source of this 588-nucleotide messenger RNA. RefSeq lists its product as hypothetical. The annotation marks the transcript as partial. Lineage: Eukaryota; Ichthyosporea; Ichthyophonida. The record is from RefSeq and is a predicted model, not a curated record. The transcript has 4 exons.